CUUCACGUACACGUUCUUUUAUCGGACCGUACUCCUCCCAAGACCAAACUAAUUGCUUAGAAAUUCAUCUAUUUGACGAAUAAUUCAGAGAAGACAGCUAUGAAUGGAAAAGGUAGAGGCGGCGAGGCGCAGAUGUUGGCGACUUUGUCCUCGUUUUUUAGCGACAAAGACAUGACAGACGAAACUGAGAAAUCGUGUUUGAAAAAUAUGCAAGUUUUCCUUGGCAAAAUCAGCGGCGAUAUGAACCUAGACAAGCCUGAUGGGAUUGAAGCCAUGGCCCUAGCGCUGAAAAGAGACCUGAAAUGGCAAAGACUACAGGCUUACUCUAUUAAAUACAUUAGCGACAAUCUCCGUAUCAGCAGCCACCGAGGUCCUGCAGCAUCACACAAACGUAAAGCCAUAAUGCUGGUCAAAGUAGGCCUCAUCAACGUAGCUACCAAAAUACUCAAAGUUAAAAUACCAGAAUUGAAUGUAGAAAGAGAUCCUAAAGAAAUGAAACGCAGUAUGAUUGACAAUGCACGCCCCGGCACUGAGAUACCAUGGUAUUUGGUUCACUACUACUGUUGCGAUGUUGUCACAUCUAUAGUGAAUGCUCUGAAACUCAGUGCAGAAGUCGGCAGUAGUUCAACCGACCCUACCCUGGAAAAAAUUGCUAAAAGUGGUAUUGUAGAAGCAUUGAUCACUUGUGUUAAUCAAAAUGAAUUUUGUGCCCUUACGUUAUGUGCUUCAGUACGUGCUAUAUCCUGUUUGUGUUCGCUCAGUCAUGAAGCAAGUCAGCGUGCCAUAUUCUCUGGAGUCAUACACAAACUUGGACCUAUUCUUGUUAAAGACACUGCUCACAAGAUAGUGUUCGACUGGGCCAAUAAAGGUCCAAAUGAAUUUGAACUGAAAAUUCUAUCAUACAACAAAAUAGGACUAAUGUCUGAUGACCCACCUGCUCAAGAGAAGAUUUCUAACCGAGAGGAAUACAUUGAUGCCAGUCUGGACUGGAGUUCAAGUCUGCAGACACACUCUUUAACCACUCUUGCAAAUCUCGUCAAUAGGGGUGUGAAAUUUAGUCAUUUUUUUUUUAAAGAGACUCGAACUUUGAAGGCGGUAAUAAAAUGGCUACGAACUGCACCAUUGAUUAGAAGUGAAAGAGUACUGGUUAAACAGGCACUGGGAUUGAUGGCAACGCUAUCAUUUAAUGUAGAUUUGGGUUGGAUUUUAGUGUCUGAGUGGAAAAUCAUCAACUAUGUAGAAAACAUUGUAAUGUACCCUUAUCAAGACUUGGCGUAUGCUGGCUUUCGAUACAUUCAUAUUUCAACUUAUCCUGACUGUAAAGCGAAAAAUUUAAUUGGAAAAAGUGAGACAAUACUUCGUGCAUGUGCAUUACAUGCAUUCAGUUCAAUACAUGAUAUUCGUUCCUUUGUGUUACAAUGCGUAGAGAUGUUUUCAAAAGGAGAUUCUUCACCAACUAUGUUGAAAUAUUUGGGCGCUAGAGAUCUGACCUUAUUAGAGGAUUCCUUUGGUCAGUACGGAGACACCAAGGAUAUGAUUACUUGUAUAAGGGAAAACUACAAGAAAUACGCUCUAAGCCAAUGGAAGAAAGAGUUAGAAAAACUGGAACGCAGUGAUGUCAUUAUUGAUCAGCGAAAAUCUGAAGAACUAAAAAAAAAAGGCAAUGCAUGCUUCAAUAGUGGUCUUUAUGAGAAAGCAUUAGAAUUUUAUAAUGAUGCCAUCAAAAUUUGUCCUAUAACAACUCCGUCAUCAACUAACCACAGAGUCCAAUGGUGUAGUCUACUUGCUACGCUGUAUGGUAACAGAGCUCAGUGUUACAUAAAUUUGAAACGUUGGCAGGAAGCUGUGAGUGAUUGUGAUUAUGCUAUAAUACGAUGCCUACAUUAUGAUCUGAUAGACGUAGGUGGUGCAGCUGACUACUACACUUCAUUGAGUGCUGUAGACUUAACUAAACAAGAUAUAUUCAAAACUUUUGCUGAAGUAACUCCGAUUCUACUUAAAGCUAUGUUCCGUCGAUCUAAAGCUUUAUUCGAAUUAAAAGACUAUCUUCGUGCCGUAGUUGAUGCUGAGCAGUGUGCUUUCAUGCGAAAAGAUGAUUAUACAUUCUAUAUACACUAUGAAAAGGUUCUUCUGGCUUAUCGAGAUAACAAAGGGGUAGAAAAUGCACGACGUUGCGGAUUGUGCUGGAAAGGAGGUGGACAGAAAUUGAAGCGAUGUGCAUACUGCUCUGCUAUAUAUUGCUCAAGAAAAUGUCAAAGUGAGGCAUGGGACAAAGGCCAUAAAGAUAAUUGCGGUUCACAAUUAAAAAACAAUUAAACAAAUUUAUGUUACCUAAUAAUUUGCUUCACUUCGGUUGCG
Messenger RNA from Saccoglossus kowalevskii, 2358 nucleotides. RefSeq lists its product as uncharacterized. NCBI's taxonomy places the organism in Eukaryota, Metazoa, Hemichordata, Enteropneusta, Harrimaniidae. The record is from RefSeq and is a predicted model, not a curated record. Gene Ontology annotation, molecular function: protein binding.